GAUGCGCUGACGUCACCGCUCCAUCCCCGAGCGCGCCCUCCCGGUCCCCGCGUCCCCCUCCGGCCGGCGGCGGCCGCCAACCAGCGCGUGGGGCGGGGACCGCAGGGGCGGGGCCGCUGCCACCCGCACCGGCACCGACACCGACACCGGCACCGACACCGACACCGACACCGGAACAGCAUCGCACCGCGCGGCUCGGCCUCAUGCCGGCGGCCCCCGCCCACGGCUGAGCGCUGCGCCCCUCCGAACCGGCCACGGGCACGGCCACGGGCAUCACAGGACAGCCACUGCUCCUCACUAGCAGGACCCACGUCCAGGCAGCGCCAUGGCGGGAGCGUCCGUGAAGGUGGCAGUGCGCGUCCGGCCCUUCAACUCCCGGGAGAUGAGCCGGGAAUCGAAAUGCAUUAUCCAGAUGUCGGGAAGCACCACCACUAUCCUGAACCCAAAACAGCCCAAAGAGACACCAAAAAGCUUCAGCUUUGACUAUUCCUACUGGUCCCACACUACGCCUGCAGACAUCAACUAUGCAUCCCAGAAGCAAGUGUACCGGGACAUUGGCGAGGAGAUGCUGCAGCACGCCUUCGAAGGCUACAAUGUGUGCAUCUUCGCCUAUGGGCAGACAGGAGCUGGAAAAUCUUACACCAUGAUGGGCAAGCAGGAGAAGGACCAGCAAGGCAUCAUCCCACAGCUGUGUGAGGACCUCUUCUCCCGCAUCAAUGACACAACGAAUGACAACAUGUCCUAUUCUGUGGAGGUGAGCUACAUGGAGAUCUACUGUGAACGUGUGAGGGACCUCCUCAACCCCAAGAACAAGGGGAACCUGCGGGUGAGGGAGCAUCCCCUUAUGGGUCCAUAUGUUGAGGACCUUUCCAAACUGGCUGUGACCUCCUACAAUGACAUCCAGGACCUUAUGGACUCUGGAAACAAAGCCCGCACAGUGGCUGCUACCAACAUGAAUGAGACCAGCAGCCGCUCCCACGCCGUGUUCAACAUCAUCUUCACGCAGAAGCGGCACGAUGCCGAGACAGACAUCACCACUGAGAAGGUCAGCAAAAUCAGCUUGGUGGACCUGGCUGGGAGUGAGCGAGCGGAUUCCACAGGCGCCAAGGGCACAAGGCUAAAGGAAGGAGCAAACAUCAACAAGUCCUUGACCACUCUGGGGAAAGUCAUCUCUGCCCUGGCUGAAAUGGAUUCGGGGCCGAACAAGAACAAAAAGAAGAAAAAGACAGACUUCAUCCCAUACCGAGACUCGGUGCUGACCUGGCUGCUGCGGGAGAACCUGGGAGGCAACUCCAGAACUGCCAUGGUCGCUGCUCUCAGUCCUGCUGACAUCAACUACGAUGAGACCCUCAGCACACUCAGGUAUGCUGACCGUGCCAAGCAGAUCCGCUGCAAUGCUGUCAUCAACGAGGACCCCAACAACAAGCUCAUCAGGGAGCUGAAGGACGAGGUGGCACGACUGCGAGACCUUCUCUACGCCCAGGGCCUUGGGGACAUCAUUGACAUGACCAAUGCCAUUGCUGGGAUCAGCCCCUCUUCCUCCCUCUCUGCCUUGUCCAGCCGUGCUGCCUCGGUUGCCAGCCUCCACGAGCGCAUCAUGUUUGCUCCAGGCAGCGAAGAGGCAAUUGAGAGGCUCAAGGAGACAGAGAAAAUCAUUGCAGAGCUGAACGAGACGUGGGAGGAGAAGCUGCGUAGGACAGAAGCGAUACGGAUGGAAAGGGAAGCGUUGCUGGCUGAAAUGGGGGUGGCCAUGAGGGAGGAUGGAGGCACCUUGGGCGUUUUUUCUCCUAAAAAGACACCGCACUUGGUCAACCUGAAUGAGGAUCCGCUCAUGUCCGAGUGUCUUCUCUACUACAUCAAGGAUGGGAUAACAAGGGUUGGCCGGGAAGAUGCUGAGAAGAGGCAGGACAUCGUUCUCAGCGGGCACUUCAUUAAAGAAGAGCACUGCCUGUUCCGCAGCGACACCAAAACUGGUGGCGAAGUGAUAGUGACCCUGGAGCCCUGUGAAGGUGCUGACACCUAUGUGAAUGGCAAAAAGGUGACAGAGCCCAGCAUCCUGCGCUCAGGAAACCGCAUCAUCAUGGGCAAGAGCCACGUCUUCCGCUUCAACCACCCCGAGCAGGCUCGGCAGGAGCGGGAGCGGACGCCGUGUGCUGAGACCCCCGCAGAGCCUGUGGACUGGGCGUUUGCCCAGAGAGAGCUGCUGGAGAAGCAAGGCAUCGACAUGAAACAGGAGAUGGAGCAGAGGCUCCAGGAGCUGGAGGACCAGUACCGGAGGGAGCGGGAAGAGGCAAAUUACCUUCUAGAGCAGCAGAGGCUGGACUAUGAGAGCAAACUGGAGGCUUUGCAGAAGCAGAUGGAUUCUAGGUAUUACCCUGAGGCAAAUGAGGAGGAGGAAGAACCUGAGGAUGAAGUGCAGUGGACAGAGCGGGAAUUCGAGCUCGCCCUCUGGGCCUUUAGGAAGUGGAAGUGGUACCAGUUCACCUCCCUCCGCGACCUGCUCUGGGGCAACGCUAUCUUCCUCAAGGAAGCCAAUGCCAUCAGCGUGGAGCUGAAAAAGAAGGUCCAGUUCCAGUUUGUGCUCCUCACGGACACACUGUACUCACCUCUCCCUCCCGACCUGCUGCCUCCCGAUGCUGCCAAGGACCGGGAGAAGCGGCCCUUUCCCCGGACCAUUGUGGCUGUAGAGGUGCAGGACCAGAAGAACGGGGCAACACAUUACUGGACCCUGGAGAAGCUGAGGCAGCGCCUGGACCUGAUGCGUGAGAUGUAUGACCGAGCAGCAGAAGUGCCUUCCAGCGUCAUCGAGGACUGUGACAAUGUGGUGACUGGAGGAGACCCUUUCUACGACCGCUUUCCCUGGUUCAGGCUGGUCGGCAGUUCAGAUAUCUCUGGCUGCAACAGCUCUCCUCUUUUCAACACAUGCAUGAGCGAGCGCAUGGCUGAUCUCACCCCCUCCCCUACCUUCUCGAACCCCGACUCCGACAUCACCGAGCCUGCUGACGAGCAGCACCAGGGGCAGGAGGAGGAGGAGGAGGAGGAGGAGGACCUGGAGGAAGACAUCUUUCCGGAGUGCCCGCUGUGUGAUGGCCGGGAUCCAUUUUACGACCGCUUCCCCCUGUUCAGUUUAGUAGGAAGGGCCUUUGUCUACCUGAGCAACCUCCUCUACCCCGUGCCCCUGGUCCACCGCGUGGCCAUCGUCAGCGAGAAGGGCGAGGUGAAGGGCUUCCUGCGUGUGGCUGUCCAGGCCAUCUCAGCGGAUGAAGAAGCCCCCGACUAUGGCUCUGGUGUGCGGCAAUCAGGGACAGCCAAGAUCUCCUUUGACGACCAGCACUUUGAGAAGUUCCAGUCAGAGUCGUGCCCAGCGGUCGGGAUGUCUCGCUCGGGGACCUCUCAGGAGGAGCUGCGCAUAGUCGAAGGUCAGGGGCAGGUCAGCGACGUGGGUCCUUCUGCCGAUGAAGUCAACAACAACACCUGUGCAGCAACCCCAGAGGAUCUUCUUCUGGACAGCCCGGAGAAGCCUGCACCGGACGGGCCACUGGAGGUGGCUUUGGACCACCUGAAGCUGGGCAGCAUCUUCACUUUCCGUGUGACAGUCCUGCAAGCCUCCAGCAUCUCUGCAGAAUAUGCUGACAUCUUCUGCCAGUUCAAUUUCAUCCAUCGCCAUGAUGAGGCCUUUUCAACAGAACCCUUGAAGAACACAGGACGAGGGCCACCCCUGGGCUUCUAUCAUGUCCAGAAUAUCGCUGUGGAGGUGACAAAAUCUUUCAUUGAAUACAUCAAGAGCCAGCCAAUUGUGUUUGAGGUGUUUGGCCACUACCAGCAGCACCCCUUCCCACCCCUCUGCAAGGAUGUCCUCAGCCCACUGAGGCCAUCCCGACGCCACUUCCCUCGUGUGAUGCCACUCUCCAAACCAGUGCCUGCCACAAAGCUGAGCACCAUGACUCGGCCCAGUGCUGGCCCCUGCCAGUGCAAGUACGACCUGAUGGUCUUCUUUGAGAUCUGUGAGCUGGAGGCCAAUGGCGACUACAUCCCUGCUGUUGUGGACCACCGUGGAGGCAUGCCAUGCCAUGGGACCUUCCUCCUUCAUCAGGGCAUCCAGAGGAGAAUCAGUGUCACCUUGGUGCAUGAAACGGGCAGCCUCAUCCACUGGAAGGAAGUACGGGAGCUGGUUGUGGGUCGAAUCCGGAACACCCCAGAAGCAGAUGAGUCACUCAUCGACCCCAACAUUCUGUCCCUGAACAUCCUCUCCUCCGGGUACAUCCACCCCUCCCAGGAUGACCGGCAGUUUCUUGAUUCGGAUAUGCCUAGGACUUUCUACCAGUUUGAGGCGGCGUGGGAUAGCUCCAUGCACAACUCGCUGCUGCUCAAUCGUGUUACCCCUUACCGGGAGAAGAUCUACAUCACCCUGUCAGCUUACAUCGAGAUGGAGAACUGCACUCAACCUGCCGUCAUCACCAAAGACUUCUGCAUGGUUUUCUACUCCCGGGAUGCCAAACUUCCUGCCUCACGCUCCAUCCGCAAUCUUUUUGGCAGUGGCAGUCUGCGGGCUUCUGAGAGCAACCGUGUGACAGGAGUCUACGAGCUCAGCCUCUGUCGUGUGGCUGAUGCCGGCAGCCCAGGCAUGCAGAGAAGGCGCCGGCGUGUUCUGGACACCUCUGUAGCCUAUGUCCGGGGAGAGGAGAACCUGGCUGGCUGGCGGCCCCGCAGUGACAGCCUCAUCCUUGACCAUCAGUGGGAGCUGGAGAAACUCAGCCUUCUGCAAGAAGUGGAGAAGACAAGACACUACCUGUUGCUGCGUGAGAAGCUGGAGACGACCCAGCGCUUGGGCAUGGAGACCCUGUCCCCAUGUUCCAGUGAAGAUUCUGAGUCCCGAAGCACCUCCUGCAUCUCCUCCCCACUCUCUGCUGAUGGGGCACCUGAAGGCCGCACCUCUCCCCCUGAGACCCCCAGCGAGAGGCAGAAGGAGCUGGCUGUGAAGUGCUUGCGCCUGCUCACGCAUACCUUCAACAGGGAGUACAGCCACAGCCACGUCUGCAUUAGCGCCAGUGAGAGCAAGCUGUCUGAAAUGUCCGUGACCUUGAUGAGAGACCCUUCCAUGCCAGCUCUUGGGGUCACCACUCUCACCCCGUCCUCGACCUGCCCAUCACUGGUGGAAGGAUGUUACAACGCCAUGGAGGUCAGACCCCCCCAGGUUUCCUCCAGGGCAGAGAGCCCCGAUUUGGAACCUGUUGUAGAAGGAGAGCACAAGAAGUCCCCAGCCCGCCGGCCUGAGGAGGAAAAGGAGCCCCAGCGGUUGCUGGUGCCCGACAUCCAGGAGAUUCGAGUCAGUCCCAUCGUCUCCAAAAAGGGCUACCUGCACUUCCUGGAGCCUCACACCAAUGGAUGGGUGAAACGCUUCGUGGUGGUCCGGCGUCCCUAUGUCUACAUCUACAACUCAGACAAGGAUGCGGUGGAGAGGGCCAUACUCAACCUCUCCAAGGCCCAGGUGGAGUACAGUGAGGACCAGCAGGCCAUGCUCAAGACCCCGAACACAUUUGCGGUGUGCACGGAGCACCGGGGCAUCCUGCUGCAGGCAGGCAGUGACAAGGACAUGCACGACUGGCUCUACGCUUUCAACCCUCUCCUGGCUGGAUCCAUAAGAUCCAAGCUGUCCAGAAGGAGAACAGCCCAGAUGAGAAUCUAACCUGAAAAACACCCUCCACCUCAUCCGUCUGCUAACAGGAUCAAGAUAGCUGAUUCUGUCUGAAGACUCCCCAUGUUAAUAUCUGAUCUUUCACACCAUCUGCUGCCCCAGCUCUCUGCUCCAUGGAAGGACCUGUCUUGAUUCACAGCUUCACGGGGGAAACUCACUUCUGUUUGUAGCUGCAAAAGCCUGGACCUGUCUGGGCAGGUUCCCUGUGCACGUGCCAUCUUCUGCCUGUCCCUCCAUGGGUGACCUUCAUAUCACACCAUCUAACACUCCAAAAAAGGUCCCUAUCAGAAGGAGGGAGUGAGAAGGGUGGUUUUGGCUAAAAGCUGGUCUUUGAUCUAGAGAGAUGGGAAUGCAGUAAAGCUCAGAGCUGGGAGAGCAGGAGGAAUUGCCCUCAGGUGAAGGGAAAGUGGUAACUUAUAUGUGAGGUUUCCCUAAUUUAUCGGUGUUUCUGCAAGAGACAGCAGAGUAAGAUCAGGUGUCAGUACUUUAAGAUUAUAUUUAUAAAGUAUUUAUUUCUAUUUACAUCACAAAAAUACCCUAAGUUGAGUCCUGGCCCCCAGCCAAUGCCUCCCCCAGGCAGGGGAGAGCCUUGCUGGUGGGCUGAGGUUCCGGAGAUGCCUUCCCCGGGACAUCCCUGGCUUGUGCCUGGCAGCAGCGCAGCUCUCACCCUCACUCUAUGCCCUUCCCCAACUAUUUGCUUUGCCAUCCCCUGCAGCUUAAAACUACUUUUCACCUGACCAGUGGCCAGACAGUCCACCAUGUCUUCCCAAAGAAGGCAAUUGCUACCUGUCCCAUCUACCUCUGGAAGGGAAGAGCCCACAGUUUCAACUGGCCAGGGCACCCAUGUCCCUGCAGAUGGGUCACUGCACUUUGGAGCUUGGUCCUACUGCAGGGAAAUGGAGACCUCUGGCUAUGGCUCUGUCUGUCACACCAUGCUGGGCUACCCUUUCCAACCAAAAGCACUUGGGCCACCUCCACUAUCACAGCCUGGGACCCCCAGGUGUCACAUCCAAGGGAUUUCCCACUCUUAGGGCAGGAUGCCAAGGAUCCCAACCCUGCAGGGAGUGUGGAGGUUCAGGUGGAAUGGGAAAAUUCCCCAGGAGCCAUGACUAGGAAUGACCAUCCCACCCUACAGGAUCCUUCUUGUCCUUUCCCAAAAGGGCUUGCACAUCUCUUCUUCUCCUAGCAGGAUGACAGACUCAAAGCAGAUCAAAUGGUGUCAGGGUGGGGAUGGGGCUUCUUUUUUCUGUUCUAGCUGGUGUUUUCUCACUCUUCCUCUGCUGCAGAAGCAAGCACCCACCUCUUCCCCACCCUGCCUCCAUCAGCAUGUUUAUCUGGGGGCUUCUCGCAUUGGAGGUGUUUUUGCUGAAAAGACCUCCAGCCAUCACUGCUUCCCACCUCCUCCAGCAGCAGCUCUCUCUUCUCCCAUUUCUCACCCAUGGUUAGAUGUUUUUGUUCAGGGCUUCCCAAGUGGCCAGCAGCAUCUGGCACAGCUCUGUGUUGGAAGCUGAGCAUCUUCCUCCGUGCAUCUCCCAGGCACCCCCAGCUCUGCUGUCUCUUGUCCAGCACAGCUGCGCCUUGGCUCUGCCACACCUCCCUGCACUGUCUGUGGGGUGUGCGUGUGUGUGUGUGUGUGUGUGUGUGGGACGUGGUGCUGUCUUCUCAUUAUAUUCGUGUUGUGGGGGGCACAGAUAGGCAGGGACAUGGCAGAGGAGUAGAGGUUUGCACUGGCCCCCUUGCUGCAUAUCAGGCACCCUCUAGCUUGGGUUUCAGGUGACAGAAAGAAUUUGGGGAUUCUUCUUGAGCACAUGCUGGUUCUGCCUGGCCUCGCCACAGCUCCUUGGGCAUCUUACCCCAUUACUACAGCCCAAAUCUCCAGUGGGGCUGCUCCCUCUCAGCCCACCUCCCCUGCCCAGGACAAGCUCCCCAGCAAACUGGGCUAUUUUCCUCUCUGUGAUCGUUUUUAGACCUGGAGGCCAACUUGUGCCCUUUCUGUAUGAAGAGAUGCCAGCCUGGAGGCACAGAGAGGCUGAGCUGGGGCAAUGCAGGGUCCCAGGCUGCAACAUCCUGGCUCCCGUGCUCUGAGCAAGGACUAGUUGGUACCAUCCCAAAUUUCAGUGUAAGGGGCUAAAGGUGGAGAAACAGCGGUACCUAAGGGGAGGCUCCUCCAGAACGGAGGCAGCUUCUGGCAGAGACGGGACCAGUGUCUGUCAGGGACCAGACACAGGUCCACUGGCCAGGGCUGUAUGGUGCUGCCUGUGCCACAGACAAGACGCAGCCAGCUGAAGGGCAUCCUCCAGCCAGAGCCGAAGCCUGCCUGAGGCCAGCAAACCUGCAGAGCAGACGGCUGGGCUGGAGGUGGGAGCCGAGGGGAACAGAGCUGCCCGCUGGGUGCGGCACUCGGGCCGCUCGUCACCCCGCCAGCAGCGCUCUGACCGGCCCCGCGCUGCUCCUCACGGCCCUGCCACGCAUCCCCUCGGCAAGGAAUGCAAACCGGAGGUUCCAGCACGACUACAAGCCCAACGGGAAGGGAAAUUCCACACGGCAGCGGGUGGCACGGAAGGCAGGCAGGCAGGCAUCGGCGGGAGGAGGAGAGAGGCCGCACUCCCCGCUCUCCGGUUCCCGCCGGCGCUCCCUGCCGUGUGCCAGGGGGGGCAGUACUGCGGGUCUUGGCCGUCCGUGCGCACGUGAGGCUUGUUCGGUUCUGAAAUAAAUGUCGCAUUUAACGCAAUUCCCGUGCGCUGAGCGUCCUCUCUGGG
Poecile atricapillus (Black-capped chickadee) is the source of this 8454-nucleotide messenger RNA. RefSeq names its product kinesin family member 1A (gene KIF1A). The transcript has 49 exons. Bases 326 to 5686 code for a protein of 1786 amino acids. The record is from RefSeq and is a predicted model, not a curated record. Lineage: Eukaryota; Metazoa; Chordata; Aves; Passeriformes; Paridae. Gene Ontology annotation, biological process: microtubule-based movement. Gene Ontology annotation, molecular function: microtubule binding; ATP binding; microtubule motor activity.